CUGCGCACAUUUGCAUCGAGGGCACGCAGGGUGGAAGCGAACUGGACACUUCAGUUGUCUUCAAACAACCCAGAGGAGUCAGUUACUAGCUUUUUGUAAGCGCUCAGCGUUCAUAGUAUACCUGCCACACGGUGUAUAUUUGUCUCUGAAGUGAAUGUGUACAUUUUUACCCGCCAUAAAGUAGCUGUCAAGUUGAAAACCUAGCUGAUUAGCUGGGUAGCUAGUGACAAUGAACUGUUAUGCGUUUUGAAACAAUCGGCUAAUGCUCCGUUAGCCAUCCAGUUGUCACUGACAUCAUUCCGUGCGAUGGCGACAUGAUACACCCGCUGAACUUUUUUACCUGGACAUGUAACCGCUGCAACAUUUUCAUCAUGGAGAGCAAACGCAGCAAUUGCAGGCCCUAGGCUGGAAACAAUAGCAAAGCUAGCAGAACUAGCAAGCCUCCGUGGCUGCUAAGCUUGCCCUGCCUGGUGCGUCUGAGGAGCCGAGCUGAAAACGGCGAGGUAUGUCGUUGAACCAACCAAAUUCUGUCUGUGGUCACUUUGUUUUGUUGUUAUUUUGCACGUGGUCAGGAUGCGAGGAGCGAUAAGGGGGUGCCCUUUAGUUUUUGUUGAAGAACAGGCAGAGCAAACUUUUGUUUGCUUACCGUUAUUCUGACUUGAUUUUGCGCUAGCGUGCGAACAGCUAACUUCGAGUUAGCUAGACACUGAUGCAGGGAAAGUUUUGAAAGAUGGGGCAUUUAGGAUAAGGUAAGUCACCCCGCUAAUUCUACGAGGUAAACACCCCCGCGAUUUAUCAUGUGUCUCUGAUAAUGUGCUCACCGUUCAUGACAUCGCUUAAAAUGAAAGCAAACUUAGCUCAGCGAUGUUGGGCAUCAAAUUAAUUUACAGUUUUGCGGUUUUUGGGGGCUGUAUAAAUGCAUUGUAUAUUUGACCAAGUCUAGUCUUUCAUCACUGAGUGUUAUUUCUAAAAUAAGAAGUCGCCAUAGGUGACACCUGUCACCCUCUUCAGGCGUCAGUGCUAUGGAUCAGGAGGACAUGACCGAGCAAAUCACAGCAGAUGUGACUGACCGAGACUCCGCACCUCAGCAGCUCGCCUCUGACAUCGUCAUGUCUUCACAAAGUCAAAAAUGGGUGCGCAGCAACGCUGAAAACACCGGCUUGGUUAUAACAGAAGAGGGGCUCAGUAAUGGCACCUGUGACGUUGAUACAGUGGUGGCGUUAUGCUGCCCUGGCGACAGUGGAGAUCUCACUGCAGAGGGUGACCACCUGGCUCUGAGCAAUGAUGGUAUGUCAGAGUUUUCCAACAGUGACCUCUCACUGCCUGAAGUCUGCAUUUCCACCAACAGCAAUACCUUCGAGGAGGACAUGAACUAUGAGGUCCAGCAAGCUUAUAGGAUAUUUACUGGCUUUCUUUUGGAUAAGCACAAAGGGAUCACCAGCCCAUUCCUCUAUCCCAUUGGCCACCAGGAGGCCCAGCAUGGUAUCGGAGGGGUCAAGGGUCGGGUGCAGUCACAGCUCAGGCAGUCGAUGUGCUUGCGGAGGAUGGAGGAGAAGUUUGUCAGCCAGGAAUACGAGACCAUAACAGAGUUUGUUGCGGACUUCAGACUGAUGUUGGAGAACUGUUAUCGCUACCAUGGUGUGGACCACUGGAUCUCCAAACAGGCACAAAAGCUGGAAAUUAUGCUGGAGCAGAAGCUGACGCUGCUGUCCAGAACGCUGCGAGAGAAAACAACUUUGGCAGUUACUUCUAAAGGACGUUUUGGGGCAGAGGAGGAACGGGGCACGGGGGGCACCUCCACGCGGCGGCGAUCCACACCUCGUAGCCUUGCUACGAUCACUGUCGGUGGGCACGAGUCGAUCAUGGUGCAGACCCUGCGGCUAGAGGAGCAACAGAGGGCCAAGGAGGAGAAGAGGCAACGUGAGCUUGAGAAGAAAGAGGCCGAAGAAAUGUCAGCCAAGGAGGUGGAAGAGUGGGAGCAGAGCUUGCUUUCACUGGCUUUUCCCCACACUGUGCAGACGCUCUGGGAACUCCCUGCUAUAGGACACUUUCUCUGCCUAGCUCAGACUGCCCUCAACCUCCCUGAGAUCAUAUUUUUUGAGCUGGAACGUUGUUUGCUGAUGCCCCGUUGCAGCCUGCUCCUCUCCAAAAUAAUGUCUUCCCUGCUCUCGCCUCCACAGAGGAGGGCCACACUGCACCGCCGGCCUACGUUGCCUUACAGGCGAUGGGAGUCAGAGCUAAGGCAGCGUGUCUUAGGCUGGUAUCGAGCCAUUGGUGCCUCCCGUGAUCAGCCAGGUCGCGCUGAACAGCUGGGACUUUGCCACCAGUUUUUUAGCACCCUAGGGGAGGCUAGCCCUUUAGAAGAGAAACCCUUCCACUUGUUGCCCUUCUAUCAGCGAGUAUGGCUUCUGAAGGGGCUAUGUGAUCAUGUGUAUGAGACACAGAAGGAUGUACAGGAUGCUGUGCUCGCCCAGCCCAUCCACGAAUGUAGGGAGUCUAUCUUGGGCUAUGACAGCAAGGAGAAUACCUAUAUACAUUUCCCACAUUUCUGUGGCGCAGACCUGAGGAUCUAUCGCCAGAGCCCCAGCACACCCCCAGCAUUCCCAUUUCCUUCGGUAUGGGUGAAAAGAGUUGAUUUUAAGCCAGGUACAGAGGAUGAGUCAGAUGGAAUGCGGGAUGAGGGCAAUAAAAGUGAUAGGGGGUGUUAUGGAGUCUCCAUGGACACUGUAGAGACUGGUGAUUUGGGAAAACGGAAAAGAGAGACAUUUAGUGUUUUCAAAAAGGAAAAUGAGAAAGAAGAAGAUCAAAAAAAGUUAAAGUUGUGGUCGCUGGAGCAGAUUUCUGAAUCAGCGUCCUCUGAUGGAGACUCCUGUGAAGACUCUAAACUGGACUUAAAAAUACACACAAACUCACUGCGCCACACACACAUCAGCCCCAGUGAAGGAGGUAGUGUAAGAAUUCAUUUAAAGCAAGAGACUUUAGAUGUGGAGCAACAAGCAAAGAGAAUCACAAUAAAACAGGAGCCGGGCUUCACACUGGGUGCGGUUCGCACUAUUAAAGCAGAAACACAAGAGCCUUGUCUGAAUGUUGGGGAGCACAGCUACACAGGCAGGUCUCCCGCUCGAUCUGUGAAUCUGGCCUCUCCAACUAAACCGUUGGGAGUCAAAAUGGAGGGAGGAAGUCCCACUCAGGGACACCAAAGCUCUUCGUGUUUUGAAUGUUGUAAAAAGAAAACUAGCAGUGUUAAAUCUGAGGAGUGUGGCUUCUGUUGUGGUCCAUCAGAGCUGGCCACACAGCUGUCUUCUGAGAGCACUCAAAACUCGACUGAAGAGAGGGCGAAUGACAAAAUAUGGACUAAAAAAAAAAAGCGGAAGAAAAAGCGAGGGAGGGAACAGCUGCUGAGGGUAAAAGGAGAGCACAAGCAGCUACAGCAUGUGGACAGGAUGAGGCUGUCCCCAGCUGAGGCUGCCAAGUCCACACUGCGGAAAGUUGGCACAACAAUCAAGAGAAAAGACAAGAAAAAGAAACAUAAAACAGGUAAAAAACCUGAAUGUUCAAAGAAAAUCAAAGAGGAACUUUCAGCUGAGCCCUCAUUCAAGUUGGUAUGCACCAGUCUCGAGGAAUUACGCGAGCUGAUCGGUAAGACUGAAGAUGAGCUUGAUGACCUGGAGAGCACUAAAAAGAGAUUGGGUCGGUGGUACUAUAGGAGAGAAGCAGUGAAAGACCUCCAUAGCACACUAAUCAGACUACUAAAUGAGCUCUCACCCUGGGAACCCAAGCUUGUCAAAGCACACCAAAGGAACAGGCUCCGCUUGAAGAAGGAAUUUGAUGAUUUCAAAAAGCACCCAGAGUACAAUAACUUUGAGCGCGAAGAGAGCAAUUUAUCAUCAUCAUCAGAUGAUGAUGAUGAAGAAAGGGAUUUAGGGAAGGAGGUUCCUUCACUGUCAGAUCAUUAUGGGAGAUCAGAAGAGGAAGACAUGGAAAACAGAGUUCCCAGAGGUCUCUGGAGUGGAGCAAGCACUAGAGACAUUAAGGCUGAGUCUACUGGAGAAAACACGGUGACAUGUGUACCUCCAAACCACCUAAAACACCCUCAAGCCAGUGCAGAGAAAGGAAUUGGUCUGCGGCAAAAAGAUCAGACUGUAAGCAGCAUAAUUGCUUAUGCCGACUCCAGGUCACAGUCGAGAGCUGACCUGAACCCAGCAAAUCAAUCCAGGGAUUCAGCAUGGGCAGAAAGGGUAACAGCCCAUGCUUCAGCGCCUCCCAGAUCCCCCAUCCUUCACCCAACCAUUGGACUACCUAAGGGCUACACGCCCAUCCCCACCCUGCUGGCUAAGAGUGUGGGAAACAAAGUGACCUUAAUGAAUCGACCUGCUGAUUGCCCAGGUGUUAACAGUGAAGAUGAACCGAGCAAGAGGUCUUUGGUCUCCCUGCCUACAACUGCAGUAGCUAACACCAAACUUUCAAAAGCACAAAGUUCUCCAUCCAGUUCCCAACAGAACAAGCAACAGAUUCAGGUACGAGGACCACAGCAGACAAAAGCCCCUGAGCAGUCAGAAGUGGCCACUGUGGCAGCAGUUCUUCCUAAAUCUCCACAAGGCAAACCAACACAGACUGCACUUAAAAAUCCAGUCCAAGUGGUGUACAAGGUGCCUGAGGGACUGGGUCACCUUGUAAGGAAAGACAACAAUAGCCCAAUAAAGAUCUCAGUUCAGCCCGUUCUGGGCCAAGACACUGGAGAAAAGACUGUCCAGCAAGUAGUGAUUCUGCCUUCUAACCUUCUCGUUCAUAAAACUGAAGCAAAGUCUUGCUCUUUAGCUCAACAACAGACUAAAGGCUUUCAAGCAACAGUUUCCAAAGUGGCCAGCUCUUUUUGUAUGUCUACCGAUGUGCCUGGGUUCAGGAUUCCUGAAAACAGAAUUCCUGUUCAACAAGUGGCGCCCCUAAAAGAUGCCAGGACAGUGAAGACCCCUUCUCCUUCGGUUUCACCUCGUCUUCAACACGGGGCUCUAAACAGAGCAGGAUCUAAAGAGGCACAGUUAUGCAGUGUCCAAGCUAGUGCUUCACAAGAUACCACACCAAACACAACCUCCAUCACAGCAGUUUCAAAUGCAGUUUGUACUGAGCCUGAGAAGCCCACAGACCCGAAACAGGAGCUGAAGACUGUGUGCAUCCGUGACUCACAGUCAAUCCUGGUAACAACUAGAUGUGGCAACACGGGCAUUGUCAAGGUCCAGACAUCCUCGGACCAGAACGCACUUGGCUCUGUACAUACCAGUCCAGUCAUCACUAUCUCGCCUCAGUUUAAAGCCUUCCUUCUGUCCAAGGCCACACAGUCUACUUCUGCUCCCACUCAGACCGCACCUUCUGUUGUCCAAGCAAUGACAGUGGCCCAACCCCAGCAGCAGAUUCAUCCUGUGUUAAAAACCCCUUCCUCUCUCAAAAAUACCAUGCUCACUGCAACCACUGGUAGUGGUAUAACAUGCCCAAAAAGUCAAACUACAGCCAGUGCUGUUGCUGUAAGUCAGGGCCUCAGUACCUCAACUGGUUCUACAGUUGUGACAAACAUUUCUCAGCCAGUCCACACACCUGCUGCUGGUUCUCAUUUUCAAGCUUCAGUAGCUAAUAGCAGUGUUGCCGUGCCACUACAAAGUGGCUCAGGGUUUUCCCAAGCAGCCACCAGCAAGACUGGUAUGAAACGCACCACUACAGAUGAAGGAUCCCAAGUUACCAAAUUCAUCCUGGUUACUCCAUCUUCGUCCUCAUCCUCAAAUGUAGCUGCAUCCAAAGGGACACCCUCCUCCCCGAAACCAGGUCCUAGUUCAAGACUCAUGUUUGUCACUCAGCCCGCAUUGACAUCAUCAGCCACCAUCAUUGGAAGCCUUUCAGCACCGGCGAUGGCAACAUGUGCAAGUGGACAGGGAGCAACCACUUCAUUAUCAAGUCAGACUCUGAAGGUGGGAUUAAGACCAGGAAAACCUGCUAGAAGUAUCAGCUUGGAGCCAUUGUCCAAGGGCAAAAACAUCACCCUGCCCCAAGGGGUUCAAAUCCAGUUACCAGGGAAAGCAACUAUUGGACAGACUACUUGUGCCCUGUCACAGUCUGCUUCCAAGUUCACACCAGGGUCUGUUUCAAAUGCAUGUGGUCCAACAACCUUCACCACUACCACUGGACUGGUCCCAGCAACAAGUUUAAAUGCCAUCACUAGUUGUUCUUCCCAGCUUGUCUCUCAUGGAUCAGUCAGCACCAGCUCUCACCUCCAGGGAAUCCCAGCAUCCUCCUUGAUGUCACAAGCAGGCUGUUAUACAUCCAUAAACACUGCUGCUGCUCAGCCAAAGGGAAACAUGAUAAAGAAUGAUGUUAAUAUCCCAGGAAGCGUAGUGUCCAUCACCACUCCUGUUCAGACAGCUACUACUGUAGAGAGUAGGCCAGACCGAACUUCCACACUCACUCUUGACUGUCAGAGGAGUAUCGGUGAAGAAACCACUUCCUCCUCCUCCUUCUCUUCAUCUCAGUUUGCUCGCAAUAAAACCCAACUCCCUCUCUCCUCUGCAACAACCCCCUGUACCCCAUUCACCACCUCUGCAACCAGUACAAUCCAGCAGAGAAUAGUCAUUAACACCUCUACGCCACUUGCUGCUGGCACACAAAUUCUCCUCAACAAUGCACGCUUUGUAGUCCCUCCCCAGGGUUUGGCUCCAGGCAGCCACGUCCUUAUCAUCUCUAGCCCUGCACAACAAGUGCCUCCUGCCAGUCCUACAAGCACUGGACCAUCAGUACCUUCUCAAGGUGCAAGCCAUGCCAUGGUAGCCCCCAGGGCGCCAGUUUUACCCCAACCCCCAGCCAGGCUGCCUGGUGUCCCAGCUGUAAGUUCUCCCUUUGUGGCAAGCACUCCUGCUGUCGUUCCACCGUUGCUGGCAACCACUCCUAAUGUCUUGUCACUAAAACUAACAGGAACACCUGGCCUGGGCUCAAAUUUGUUACCCAGUAAAACAAAUGUAGUAUCGGCACUUCCUAGGUUGCCAACUGCACACGUGGGUAACUUUGCGUUACCUCCAGUAGGUACAUCCACUCUGGUCUCCCCUACAGCAAGGUUAGACAGUGUACCAACUGUACCAGUGGUAACAAGUGCCCCUUGUCUUGGAUCAGCACAGGGCACAGUCAGACUAGCUGCCACUACACAAGCAAAAUGUUUAUCAACCAUUUCACCUGUAGUAGCACCCCCCAUGGCCAGAUUGUCGGGACCUCUGUCAUUGCCUGUAGUACCCAGGCCAUCAGCUGUUACCCUACCCAGCCCUGUUAUACCAGUUUCUGCACCCCUCUCUUCACCGGUAGCACCAGUAAUAGCAGACACACCAGCUUUGCAUGGUUCUCUUCCUGCCCAGCAUGUGAUUGCAGUGACAACCCUUGACCUAGGCAUACAGCCUGAGCAGACAGCUGUCCGAUUUGCAGCACCGACCACCGCUCAACCGCAGGUUUUAAUGCAUUCAGGGCUGAGCAACACAUCAAUCAAAAAACAGACCCCACUCGUGCAAACGGUGCCUGCUGGCACACGGACACAGGUUUUGCCAACUGUGGCUGUUCCACCAAUCAUCAGUGGAGUCUCUAGGAUGCAGGCACUGCCUGUUGCUACUGUUCCACCCAUUGGAAGCACUGUCAACACAUUUGAAACCGCAACUGUGGAGACCGCAUCUUCAUCCAGCACAACUGUAAUAAUCACUCCAGGUCAAGCAAUCCCAUCGAUUAAAACGAACACCACCAUCCAUCCACCUGUUGUACUGACCAAUCAGACACUUGGAAAACACUCUGUGCAGACCUCAGCCCUGGGUCUGCAUACAAGUGUAGCUUCCAAGAUGCUCAUUAGUCCCGAUGGGGCUGUUUUGAACACUGUUCAGCAGCCGGUCAGUUCAGCAGAGCUGACUGCCCCUCCUGAACCUCGGGAUGCACUGGUGAUUUGUACCAACAGUUCCACUGGAGCACUACAAACACAUGAUUCCUCUUUACAGCCUUCAACGGCAGACACAAAGUGAACCAAUUAAAGUGGAGUGUGAAGGCUCAGACACCACUUUUCAGCUGCUUAGUUUUAGCAGGGUUCAUAUAUUUUUGCUUGUUUUAAUCCUGGUUAAAGAACUACCUUUUCAGCUUUAGUUUGACUCCUAACUUAAAGUUAUGCUACAUUAGGUUUUAUCCUCUGGUUAAAUUGUCUUACAUGUAAACCUGCUCAGUCAGACAUGGUGAAAAAUGUAUACUGUGAAGAGUUUCUGGAGGGGGACACUACUAAGGUUUCCCUGAGUUCAAAUGUGUAGACUCUUGCCUUGAGUAAUUACAAGUGUUAUAACCAAUUGAUACAACAGGAAGGUAGAUGAAAUAGAUUUCAGGUUGAGCUUUAGCAGUUUAGCAUUUCAGUCCCAGUAUUGUUUACGAUUCUACUUUUGUCUGUCAGUUUGGAAAGAAAAGAAAGAAAAAUCCAUCAGCAUCCAGUCU
Molecule: messenger RNA, 8484 nt
Organism: Pelmatolapia mariae (spotted tilapia)
Lineage: Eukaryota; Metazoa; Chordata; Actinopteri; Cichliformes; Cichlidae
Exons: 9
Coding region: 1023-8030 (2335 amino acids)
Molecular function (GO): protein binding
Source: RefSeq, a predicted model, not a curated record